Molecule: messenger RNA, 3499 nt
Organism: Anneissia japonica
Lineage: Eukaryota; Metazoa; Echinodermata; Crinoidea; Comatulida; Comatulidae
Product: maternal embryonic leucine zipper kinase-like
Exons: 13
Coding region: 143-2212 (689 amino acids)
Biological process (GO): protein phosphorylation; microtubule cytoskeleton organization; intracellular signal transduction
Cellular component (GO): cytoplasm
Molecular function (GO): tau-protein kinase activity; ATP binding; protein serine/threonine kinase activity
Source: RefSeq, a predicted model, not a curated record
GAACUACAUCACCAGAGUGGAAAGACUGAUAGUUGGAUUUAUCAUAAGUCUGUCUUUAUAUUAUAUAUAGUUUAAUCUAUUUAUAUAAAUUUAUUGAUUUUAUUGAUAAAACAACAAAGGAGCGGAACAAGUUAUUCUAAAGAUGUUAUAUCAUAACCUGCUAAUGAAUACUGUCUUUUUAAAGCCACCUGAAAUUGAAGUGAAUGGUGUGCGUGAGGCCCCUCAAGUUAUUGUAAAACCAAAAAUGGGAUCGUCAGAAUAUGAUAUUAUCAAGCAACGGUACCACCUCAAGGAAACUGUGGGCUCAGGUGGUUUUGCCAAAGUCAAAUUAGCAACUCAUAUUUUAACCGGUGAGAAGGUAGCCAUAAAGAUUAUGGAUAAACGCCAACUUGGGGAUGAUCUUCCUCGAGUGAAAACAGAAAUAAAGGCUUUACAAGAACUUGUCCACCAACAUAUAUGUACCCUCUAUGAGGUUGUUGAGACGGAGAAGAAAAUUUUCAUGGUAAUGGAGUAUUGUCCUGGUGGUGAACUGUUUGAUUACAUAGUUGCCAAGGAUCGUUUAAGGGAAGAAGAGGCCAGAGCUUUCUUCCGACAAAUUGUAUCAGCCGUGGCUUUCAUUCACUUCAACGGGUAUGCACAUAGGGACUUGAAACCGGAAAAUUUAUUAUUGGAUGAAGAACAGAGUCUGAAGCUAAUUGACUUCGGUCUUGCUGCAAAACCCAAGGGGGGCAUGAGCCACCACUUAACAACAUGCUGCGGAAGUCCCGCAUACGCAGCACCCGAACUCAUCUCCGGCAAGCAGUAUUUGGGAGCUGAGGCCGAUGUGUGGAGCAUGGGAGUUCUUCUGUACGCCCUUCUCUGCGGCUUCUUACCCUUCGACGAUGAGAAUGUUGCACAUCUGUACCGAAAAAUUCAGAAAGGUGACUAUGACGAACCAGAAUGGCUGAGCGAUGGUUGUAAAGAAAUACUAAAGAGAAUGCUCCAGGUGAAUCCCAAACGGAGGAUAAGCAUUACGCAAUUAAUCGAGCAUCCGUGGGUGACAAAGUCUUUUAAGACGCCAGUGGACUGGAAAACAAAGUGUAGCAAAGCGCAGAUUAAUGAGGAUUGUGUUUUGGAAAUGGCGCAAUAUUACGGCAAAACGAAGAAAGAAAUGACUGCACAGGUCAAACAGUGGCAAUAUGAUGAGGUAACAGCUAUUUAUUUUAUGCUGCUAAACAGAAUGUAUAAAGGCGAAACCAUCAAAAUACUGCCAAUGACCCCUCCUUCAGAAAAGAAAUCGCAAAUCCAUAGCAACGGAAGUCAUAAUAUUCAUAGCAACCACAAGAAAUCAAAUCUUGAGCCUCCCACUAGUAGUCCCUACAUGUUCAGCUCGAUGGAGGAUGGACUAGAAGAUGUUGAGUCAUUUCAGUUCCAUUCAAACACACACCGUAAAGUCGAAAGAACAAACCGAAAGUAUGAACCACUUCAGAGUACAUACAUACAUCCGGCAGCGGACAAGCGGUAUAGUGCACCGCCAGUUGACAAAGAGAACUUUGAUGAUUUUUUGAAACCUUAUCCGGUGAAAACGCCGGCUAGACUCCGAAGUCGUAGUGAUGCAUCGUCAAAGGCGAAGAAGACACCAUUAAAACAACCUGUUGUUCCAACAUUAUCAUUACCAACAUCAACAGUUGUCACGCCGGCUAAGUCUAUGGAUAAUUAUUUAAGCUCCAUUCCAAGUUCUGAUUACCCGCAAGAUAUUAAAAAAGCUGUAUCGAUGGAGGGCAAUCUAGACAAGAUGGGAAUAUUAGAAGGUGAGAACCUAAAAUCCAGCAACUCUAGCUCGGGUUCCGCAAAGAAGCUUCUGGGUAGCUUUGAAAAAGGCAUCAACAGAAUCAUUGGCACACUAACUCCAAGAAAGUACUCUACAAGUGACGGACCUCGCAAAGUAAAGGGUUUAUACAGUGUAUCAAAUACAUCAACAUAUCCAGCAGAUUUUGUACUAGAAGAAUUAAGAAACACCAUUGAGCAACACCAUGUACUAUGCAAACAAAAGGGAUAUACACUCAGGUGUAAGAAGAUGGAUGAUAGGGGCAAGACCCGUUUAGCCUUUGACCUUGAGGUUUGCUUGCUACCAAAAAUGGACAUCGUCGGAGUCGCACGCAAGAGAUUACGCGGAGAUACGUGGGAAUAUAAAAGAAUCUGCCAAAGUAUUUUAGAUGCUGCGAAAAUCUAGGCUUCAUUUUUUGUAUACUGUACUAUUAUGCAGAGAGAGACAGGAAUGAUCCAUUUUCCAUGCAGGGAGAUUAUUAGUAGCCUGUUGGACAGUGCUUUGCUGAAUGCUUUUUAAGAUGGAAAAUGAAAUUUUAACCAGGUUUUUAUAGUGAUUCCCAAUCUGGGAUUUGUAUAAUCUGUAUAUAUUUAUGGUGUACCAAGCUAUUAUCUAUGCAUUAUGAAUUGAGACAUUCACUGCUUUUGAACAUCAGCAGUAUGUAACUGAUUAUCUUACUCCUUCCUCAAUACAAGCCAGUAGGAAUUGUACGAGGGCUACACGCUAACACAGUCUGCAAAUCUUGAAGUUAUACAAGCCAGUAUGAAUUCUACGAGGGCGACACACUAGUGCCAGAACUUAUAAAAUCAUGGAUUCAAAGUUUUUUUUUAUCUGAUAAUUAUGUAUUUAUUUGUAAUUAAGAGUAAAUUAAUUUUUCAAAUAUUUUGCUGCUGCCUUUUGCAUAGUAGCACCAUUUUAUAAUUAUGGUUUUAUUGUCAGACUUACUUAUUAAAUUAAUUUCUGUGAAUUUCUUCCGUUAUAAAUAAAAUGCUGAUAACAGCAUUUGCUUAUCAUUUGCAUAUUUAUAAAUUAAAAUAAUUUAUUUUAAAAUUAGGUUUUUUUAGGCUUUUAUUCAUGUGCUUCUAUUUCUGGUUUGAUAGAUUCCAACUGUCAUUGUGACAUAUUUUAUGGACAAUUUUCACUAAACCAAUUUGUGGUGAUAUUUAGUAUUCUAAAGGGACAUUUGUUAUAUAUUUAAAUUAACACAAUAUUUUCUAAAUUCACAAAAUAAAAUGCUAUUCAUGUUAUAUUGAUUUAUGUUGUAGCUGCAACUAAUUAUCAAUUAAGAAUUUUAAAAGGAAAGCUUUUUGAAACUGGUUUUUAUCUUUUUUAAACAUAUUUAAGCAAUUGAUCAUGAUACAGUACAUGUUUAGAGAAUUAUUGUCUCACUUUCUUAUGGGAUUCAAGUUGUGAAUACAAAAAUGAAGUAGUCUACUUGGAAAGCUAAUAGGGUAAAAAGUGGGAUGAAUGUUAUACUAUUGGUGAAGAAGGAAAUCUACAUAUAGGUAUGGUAUGAGCAUGGUAAUUUUGGUUAUUUGCAUAUAUGUAUGAUUGUACACACAUAGAUAUACAGUACAUAGAUACAUGUAUGUAAAUAUAAUUUACAUUACCAUUUCCAUAAUAUAUAUUACAUAUACAUAUCUGUAGGGUAUAUAUAUAUGUAUAUAUAAUAUAUAUGAGUUUCACAUAUAU